Molecule: messenger RNA, 6649 nt
Organism: Anastrepha obliqua
Lineage: Eukaryota; Metazoa; Arthropoda; Insecta; Diptera; Tephritidae
Product: protein folded gastrulation
Exons: 3
Coding region: 1045-4563 (1172 amino acids)
Source: RefSeq, a predicted model, not a curated record
UGCUCUGCCUAUGCAUUUCCAACACAACGUCAAGCAACUGUAAUUCAGUCAAAAGCGAGAUACCGUUUUGAACGGACGAAAAAUCGGCGAUCGUUACUCAAGCGAAACAAGUUGAAAGAUUAUUGAUAAUAAACAAAGUAGAAGCAGAAAUAAAGAAAUGCUAUUUAGAAUUCAUUACAAAACAGAAUAAAGAAAAGAAAUCUAGCGGCAAAUUACGUGUCUGUUUUAAAAUACAUCUUAUUUAAAUUUUCUGUUUUUGUGUGCGUGCAACUGUCCACGAUAAUCUGGUGUUAGUGAAAAAAAAAGAAUAAAAAUAAAAAAUAGAAAAUAGAAAAAAUUCAAUCAAGCACAACAAAAUAACGAUAUGGCAAUAAAAAUCACGAAUUUAUUACAAAUUCAACGUUUACGAGUGUUAAAUAAGUGAAAUUAAAGAUGAAAUAAAGUAAAGAAAAACAACAACAAGUUAAGUAGAUUUGUGAAAAGGUGUAGAAGUGCGGAAAGCAGAAAAAGAGAAAAAGGCAGAAGUCUGAAAAAAAUCGAUGUCAAUACGUGAAUUUCGAAAUUCAAGUGCGAAAUUUUGUGAAAUAUUGAAAUUAACAAAAGAUUCAAAGGCCUAUAAAUAAAAAAAAAUAUAUGUAAUAUAUGUAUGUAAAACACGAAAACGAGGUGAAAAGAGUUGUGACAUAAAAUUUGGAAAUUUCAAAAGUGUUACUAAAUCGAAGAAUAGCAUAAAUAAAUUGCGUUUUGCUAACGGUGGAAAUGGAGUUUGAAAGCAUCCACAAAUUAGUUCAACGCUUGCAGCUGUGAAUUUUUGCAACCACAAAAAAUUAACAAACAUUAUUGGUGCCUUAUCAGUACUAAAGAUCAAGCAACUUCAAGCAGCAACAACAACGAAUAAUACAUAAGUAACCACCAACAAUUCAACUCACGCCAUAGUAACACUGCAGCAAUAUUUGAUACGUUUAAAUGAGUUACAAAAGCAGCAGAGUGAGGCCUUAGCGAUAUCGCAAUACUCGUACAAAACGCUGAUCGCAAUCACAUGCCAUGAUUACAAGAAUAGCAGCGACGUCAAAAGUAUCAUUAGAAACACCUACAUGUAACAGAUCUAAGUCAAGAGCAACAAUGCAACAACAUACGAAAAUAAUAACAAAUUCAACGACCACAUCGAUACCAGCCGGUCAACUGAUCACAAUGCCACAUACAAAAACAAAUCGAACAGCAACAACAAUGCGUCGUUUUUGUUUGGCCGUCUUGCAAGUUUUAGUGCUCGCCUGUGCGCUGCCACCACCACUUCAGCCGCUACUGCCGGUAGCACUUUUGCCACCGCGGUGGUCAUUCGUCGUCGAAGCGUUACCGAUUACCUCGAAACCCAUCGAGGGCACCGCUGAAAAUCUUGCCUGGCAAGCGUGGCUGAUGCUGCCGCCCGAGCAAAAGCAGUUGGAGAAAUCGCGCAAAGUCACGCCGAAAUCGAUAUUUUCGCUGCCGUUUCGUGAUUGCCCGCCCGGCCAUCAGCUCUUCCAGUCGCGCUGCAUACCAACCGUGAACAUCAAUCAGAGUGAUUUGCUGACGCAGCAAGUGCUGGGCUUGUUUGUGGGCAAUGAGGGUACAGCAAGCAGCGACAAUGCAUACGAAUUUGAUUAUGAGGACGAGGAGUAUGGAUUGGGAUAUGGUGAAGGCGAACCAGCGGUGAUGUAUGAGUCGGCACAGUCUUUCAACGCCGGCUCAGCUGCUGGGUCGGGGAAUGCACAGCAGCCGCCUGCACGCGAUGAACCGCUGAAAUUUAAUCUGUUUCAACAAAAGUAUCCAACAAAUGAUUACGAAGCGGAUGUUAGUAGUGGCGCGGUGGAAGGGAGUGGAGGUGCUCGCCCAUUAAAUGAAAUGCUGCCAGCGAAUAUGUCUGAAGGCGAUCGCAUUGGCGGAGUUGCUAGCAAUGACAAUUAUGCAGGCACACCAUUUUUCAAUACCACACAGCUUUUAGAUGCGGUGCAGGGUUUUUUUCAAAGGCAUUCCGCGACAAGCAGCGGCAUCAGUAGCGCCAACACCACAACGGCUAACGCCAACACAGCCGACAACAAUAAUCGCUUUACCAAUGCGAACAGCACCAACAGCCACAGAGUGAGCGAUUUGCAUGCGGCUAGUAGCAACAUAUCGGCCUUUGCAGUCGGUGACAUCGAUGCGAUUAUAUUGUCGGCCGCUAGCUCAGGCAUAUCGGCAACAACGGUGAGAAGUAGUGGUGGUGGUGUUGGUGGUAGUGCUGUUGGUGGUGACCUUGAACCGCACCGCAUAUCACUUUUCAAGGACGAUAGUAGUGUACAGCUGGUUACAACGGUAAUUGCCCAUUCGAACAACAGCAACCACACAAGCAAUGAAGGCGCAAUGCGCGCCAAGGAUGGAGAUUUGGUAGCAGCUGCACAACAGCAACAAAACAGUUUUGCACAAUUUUUACGCGCCGAUGCGCUCUUGCCCUUGAGCAGUGUUGCUCCAUACAUUACAACAACAACAACGUCUACAUCGACAUUUAGAGCAGAUGCUGCUGGUUAUGCCACGAAAACACCGCCGCCGGCCACAAAAGAUGAACGCCCACGCAGCGUGAUGCAGCAUAAUUCGGCUGAAGCCGCAACCAAUACCGAUGCGCAGGAGCUGAGCUUCACGACGACUACAGAAGCUGAAGGCACCACAAGCUUUCAAAUCGACGACACGACGGUGGUCGAGGAGAAUGCUGAGUUCGCCAAUGCGCCGGAGGGCACCUCCUUACUGGAAGCAAUUUCGAAGCAGCAGCAAUUGGAGUUUCAGAAAUCGAAAGUAGAACCGGUUGAAGAUUUGGCGCCAAUAACAGCAACUACACUCAACGAGGAAACAACAACAGCUGGCGACAGCACAACAACAACCGAAACAACCAAAACAAUUGUAAACGAAACAGAUGAAACAACAACAACAACAACUACGACGACGAAACAAGCACUCGAAGUGAGCGAAAAAUCGGUAGAAACAACAACACGUGCAGAUACAACAACACAACCGUUACCCAAUGCAGCCGCAUUGCCAUCGAAAAUAGUCGCAACCACUACUGCAAAAACAAUUUUAACAACCACACCAAACACGAACCGGUUGCGCAGUACUCCCGUCGCUGCCGUCACACCAAUCCAAGUGGCAGCAGGUAAACAAGUAUCGGCCGCAGUCAACUCAGUUGCCCCUCAAGCCGCAAACAUAAUUGCCGGAGAGGAGACAGCGACGUCAAGCACCGACAUCGUGAGUGAUGUGCCGAGGAGUGGCAACGGCGAUUUAGUGAAUGUCGUUGCUGCCAGCAGCGGUAUUAACAGCGACACCAAUAAUGACAACAAUAAGAAUAACAACAAUAAGGAAUCGCCAACACGCAGUAAGACGGCGGAGGCAGCGGCAGCAACGAGUGUAAUAAAUAUCCAACAAGAAUUGCGAAUGAUUAAUGAAUUGGUGAAGGGCAAUCGACAGUUGGCCGCGACGAAAAUGCCAACUAUAAAGACAACAGCAUCAAUAGCAACAGCGACUUCUACGCUGCCAACUGCAAUUGAACCAAAAUUGGAUUUGAAAAAAUCUGCAAAUGUAGUGGAGAAUGAACAGAAUGUGAGUCGCGCGGAAACGGCCGGUGAGGGUGAGGUUGAGGAGAGGCGUGAUGUUGAUGCAGCGACAAAAACUCAGCUAGCCGCAAUAACAGCUGAAGACAAAAUGCUGGACAAGGUGUCCGUGUCCGUGACUGGUGGCAACGAAGACGAGGGUCUACAAACAACAACAGGAGCUGGCGGGACCACAACAGCCGCACCACAAGCACAGACAGCAACUAAAAUGGAAAGUGGCAGUACGCUAACAGAGGCCACAACUGUGGAAAACAUUAAAACUGCGGCUGCGCUUGGUGAGAUCAUUGAGCUUGCGACAACAACAAGUGCACAACCUUAUUUCGAGACCGAGACCGAGGCCACGGCGGCAAGCACAGAGGCAACCGGUGGGACACUUUGGUCGCGGAUUAUGCCUUUAUUUGGCUUUGGUGCCAUUCCACCGGCAGUGGAAGACGAAGCCAAAGACGAAGCCGAAGCCGAAACCGAAGCAACAGCAGCAACAACCACAACAAUAGCAACUACACCAGAGGAAUUUUCUGGAAGUUCUUCAUUUGGUAGUAUUAGUAGUAAUAGUAGUGAUAGUACACAAAAUAGUCACAGUAGUAGUAGUGUUAGCAGUAGUAGUACUUUAAGUGAUAUUAGUAGCGUUAGUGAGAAUGUUAAUAACAACAAUAUAAUUAGCAAUAACAACAAUUUUGUUAGUCAUAGUCGCCGAAAUAGUAAAAUUAUACGAAUUGAUCAGCUUAGUGAUGAUAGUGUGCCAGCAGCAACAACAAACACGCUCGAAGAUACAGCAGCUACAAAUAUGUAUACAACAACAACAACAGCAACAGCUGAAGCGGAACAGUCGACCUAUUGGUGGUUACCAACCGGUUGGCGUACCAAUCGGGACGCGAACAAAGAACAAUCACUACUGUUCCGCCUGUGGUCAGCAUUUCCCGAGAGUCAAAUGAAAGCCAAAGUUAGAACAUAAACCCUUAAAUUUCCUCCACAAGUAAAUAUGUACGUACCACCUGUGUGACCUGUGUAUAACGUGUACAAAAAAAAUAAAACAAACAAAAAAUAAAUAAAUAGAGGAAAGUUGGCAAUUGAGCAAGAAAUUAGUGAACAAUUUUUUAGUGAAUUUUUUAAAAGCUUUUUUAGUACCAUUUCAAGGGUAGUGAAGCGGGCAAAGCAAAAGCUGUCAUUGAAAGGGGCGAGCUUUUUCCGAAGAGCACUCGUACAAAUUACCUACAUAUACCAAUAAACAAAGUUAAGUAAAGUAAAAAAAUAGAAAAUAAAAAAAACAACAAUAACAAAGAUAUGUAUCAACAAAUUAACGCUUAGUAACAUAAAGACCACUGAAAAGAACAAAAAUAGAACAUUUUUAAAUAGCUAAAUAGUACACAUCAUAACUUGUAUUGCGGAAAUUUGACGAGGGCACGAAUGAAGAGAGUUCGGUCGGAAGUUAGUGCAGGGAAAUGUGCGCCAAAGAAUAUUCUUAGGAAGUAAAUGGAUUUCACUUUUUGUAUGAGCAACAUUUCAUUCAGUUUUGAAAGCUGAAACUCGACUAUAGCCGCUAAAGCUUUAACAUCGGGUAACUACUAUCACACAAAUUUUGGUUUUAUACGGAGCCUGUGUGCGCGAAAGUUGGUAAAGAUAGGGGUCGGUACUUGAGUAUAAAAUUGACAGAAGAGGACUGGAGGAUAAAAAAAUAGAAUACAGCUAGCAAGGCAAGCUAGAAGAGGUUGGUAAGUCUCUCUUAGUGUGUGCUGCUCAAUUCUCAUAGCUCAAAGUUGGUAGAAUAUAAAGAUGAGCCGCUUGAGAUUGUAGACAUUGCCAAAAGCGCGUCGCUAAAUGAGUAAAUUGGGUUAGAGCGACCGACUAGAGGUGGUUAAUGGGGCCGGAUGAUCCCUUAUAGUAGCUGAAACUCUUCACUUUAAUGUGAGAAAAUAUAGAGAUGAUGCACUUGAUUUUCAAAAUGUUGGUAUAUGGUUGUUUCUAGAUGGAUAAAUGGAGUUAGAGAUGUAAGCAAGAAAAAUUUAAUGCAUCCAGCUGAACCCUCGUAGCGUGUGCUGCUUUAUUUCUCAUGGACCAAAGUUGGCAAAAUAUAGAGAUGAAGCGCUUGAGAUUGAAAAUAUUACCAAAGGCUGUUUGCGAAAUUAGUAAAUGAAGUUAGGGAGGCAGCCUAGAGAAGGUUGGUGGGUCCGGCCCUGCUUCGUAGCUUAAAUGAGAAACAAUAUAGAGACGAAGCGCUUGAAUUUGAAAAUAUUAGUAAGGACUCGUCUCUAGAUGGGUAAAUGUAGUUAGAGGGGCAAGCCGGUAAAGUGUUGCAUGUCAAGCUGAACCCUCAUAGGUAGCGUUACUGAACAUUUAUACGUUAAAGUUGACGGAAUAUUUAGAUGAACCGCUUGAAUUUCAAAAUAUUACUUUGAAACUCGUCUCUAGGUGGGUAAAUGGAGCUCGAGUGGUAAGCUGGAAAAGUUGAAUGAAGCCAGUUGAACCCUCAUGGACAGCAUUGCUAAACUUUUAUAAAGUCGACGAAGUAUAGGGAUGAAGUGGUUAAGAUUUAAAAUAUUUGUAUAAGCGCGUCGCUAAAUUGGUAAAUGAAGUUAGGAAAGCAGGUUAGAAGAAGCUAGUGGUUCCCGCUGAACCCCUAAAUGUCCGUAGGAGGCACCGCUGAAUUUUCAUAGCUGCAAGUUGUCGAAAUAUAGAGAUAAAGCGCAUGAGUUUCAAAACAUGAGCACAGUUUGGUCGCUAAAACGGCCGAAUGGAGUUAGCAAAGCAGGCUAGAGAUUGCUAGUGAGUGGGUCCUGCCACGCCUACAUAGCGGGCGUUAAAUACUUUCAGCACUAGUGAAAAUCUCUAAGGCACACCCUGGGGCCCAUGUAAUGGCUUAUAGCUGUGAGUCAUAUAUAUUAGUUAACCAACGCUGUGGCUGACAUGAGCGGCCACGUAUUGUCAUUUGUAGCUCUAAAUAAAGGAUUCAGGCGUACCAACUGUGCUUGAUUUGUUUUUCUUUUCUAAAAACAAAUUCAGUAAGCCCUUUACGCAAUGUGAAUCCUAGUUAGGGUGCACGC